This is a messenger RNA of Anarrhichthys ocellatus (wolf-eel), 525 nucleotides long. RefSeq names its product stromal interaction molecule 1-like. Gene Ontology annotation, molecular function: calcium channel regulator activity; protein binding; calcium ion binding. The transcript is spliced from 3 exons. Gene Ontology annotation, cellular component: endoplasmic reticulum; plasma membrane. Bases 1 to 525 code for a protein of 174 amino acids. Gene Ontology annotation, biological process: activation of store-operated calcium channel activity; intracellular calcium ion homeostasis; store-operated calcium entry. The record is from RefSeq and is a predicted model, not a curated record. Lineage: Eukaryota; Metazoa; Chordata; Actinopteri; Perciformes; Anarhichadidae.
AUGUCCCGUUGCAUGCUCCGUACCUUUCCCCUGUUUCUGGAUGCAUUGAAUAGUAAUGGUGGUAAUAAUAAUCAUAUUCUUUCUGCUGGUAUUUGCUGUGUUGCAGAUCUGUGUGCGAUAGACCAGCAGCUCUGUGAGGAUGAGAACGCUCUGCUGAGUUUCGAGGCGAUCUGCAGCAUCCACAAGCUGAUGGACGACGACGCCGAUGGCUCGGUGGACACGACGGAGACGGACGGGUUUCUCAGGGAGGAUCUGAAGUCUCACGACUCCAAAGCCAAACACAGCAGCUUCCACCGAGCCGACCUGCACAUCAGCGUGGAGGACAUGUGGGCGGCCUGGAAGAGCUCCGGAGUGUAUAACUGGACGGUGCAGCAGGUGGAGGACUGGCUGUGUGUCAGCGUGGAGCUUCCUCAGUACGCAGAAACCUUCAGGAAGCUCCAGCUGGACGGGAAGGCCUUACCCAGGUACAGGACUACAGCUCCCAUCAUGCCUUGGGGGGGGGGGGGGCUCUCGUUUUACCUUUAG